AUGAACGAAGAAGAAUUACGCAGUCAGUUAGAGGCGUUACGCCAAGAAAACGUUCGUCUUGCGGCACUUCAGGCACAGCAAAAUCCAACAGCUUCAGUAAAUCGCGUCGCCGUUAAGUUGCCACCUUUUUGGGCCGAAAGACCGAGCUUAUGGUUCUCGCAGGUGGACUCGCAGUUUGCAAUUUCAGGAAUAACAAGUGAGGAAACAAAAUUUAAUUACGUUGUUGCUCAGCUUGAUACGCGUUAUGCAGCUGAAGUAGAGGAUAUUAUUACUAAUCCACCGCCUACUGAAUGCUACAAACAUUUGCGCACAAAACUUGUUGAACGGUUGUUCAUCUCAGAAGAACAACGUGUGCGUCAACUCAUUAACGAAGAAGAACUAGGUGACCGUAAGCCAUCACAGUUCUUACGACAUCUCCGUUCCCUUGCCGGUACUACCACAUUACAGGAUAAUAUUCUACGUCAACUUUGGCUUCGCCGUCUACCAUCACAUGUACAAGCUAUUUUAACAGCACAAUCAGAACUUCCUUUGAAAAAGGUAGCCGAGCUAGCCGACAAAAUUGUUGAAGUACAGCCAGCUCCCUCGCAAUUUGUCCAUGCUGUUGCUUCGACGAACGACAAAAAGGAACUCUAUGUCUUCGCUGCCAUUGAAGUGCUCACGAAACAGGUAAGCGAAUUAUGCGCCAAACACCCACAACAUAUCCGUUCUAGGUCGCGUAGCCGUUCAAACGUGGAACGGACUAAUGGCAAAGGAUGGUGCUGGUAUCAUAGUACUUAUGGAGAAAAAGCCGCCAAGUGUAAGGCUCCCUGCAAGUACCAGGUUUUGAUCGACUCCGGCUCCGACUUAUCUUGUUACCCACGACGGCUACUACGGGAUAGACGACAAGCCACUGAUUACGACCUCAGCGCGGCCAACAACAGUACCAUAAAAACUUUCGGGACGCUCCAUCUCAAUUUGAACUUAGGACUUCGACGCAGUUUCCCAUGGAGGUUUAUUGUCGCCGACGUGAGUAUUCCUAUCAUUGGUUCUGACUUCAUGGCAUAUUACCACUUGCUGCCGGACUGCCGUACCAAACGUCUUAUCGAUGGCCUACAGGCUUGGCUGUAG
Messenger RNA from Aphis gossypii (cotton aphid), 1107 nucleotides. RefSeq lists its product as uncharacterized. The record is from RefSeq and is a predicted model, not a curated record. The coding region runs from base 1 to 1107 and encodes 368 amino acids. Lineage: Eukaryota; Metazoa; Arthropoda; Insecta; Hemiptera; Aphididae. The transcript is spliced from 2 exons.